GCUUUUUUCAACAAACCCACCUGUCCGUGGAAUACCAUUUCAUCCGUGCCGACUACAUUUUGCCCAGUUUCCGUGGUGUCUGAAUGCACCAGUUCCACGACUCGUCUCGCUGGCUCAUUGAGACAGCAUAUUCUUUCGGUUUCUUGCCGUUCCUCACUUCCUGUCCUAUUCGUCUUCACCGACAAACAGCUUUAUUUACACAUAACGUUAAAACUUGUCACCGUUUGGAAAGAGCAGAUCUCAGCUUCGCCGCUCCGAUCAACCUCGCUUCCAUUUCUGUCAGAAAUAAGAAUCGGGAGCGAGCGCUUCGGUAACGAGGUCCUCUCCAAAAACCAGAAAUCACAAACAUCACGAUAGGAGGAAACGCCAUGGACAAAUGGUUGACGAGCAAUCCAACCAGGAAACUCAGACUACUUCGCCCAUUUCUCAGGCGACUGAAUUUGACGCUGACCACGGUGCACCUUCCUUUCCGGCUAUUGCGUCCACCAUUCAGGCUCCUGCCGUCGACCCAGACCGCAAUUCGCAGCCAGCCUGUCUUUCUUCGGACCUCGAGACUAUUACCACGCGAGUGGUCCACCUUCUUCGCCGCUCCUCAACCCCCGGCCAAGCUUUUCGGUUCCUCACCGCCACAGGGGACCCACGCCCAAGCGUGCAUGCCUCAAGACGGCGACGCACAGGUGCCCCCGUUCCCCGCGACGUGCAAACGCCACAGCGCAGCGCCCCCUCUUGAGGACCGCUCUGAGAGCCCUCCCGGGGCCCCGAAGAAGAAGAAUACGAGCGUACCAGAAUCAGCAAGACACGCCGGCACCGCCGCCGCCGUCAGCGUGGUUGGGAAGACGAAUAUUACGUGGACUCGACAGGCCACCUGGGCGGUGGCACGACGUGAGACAGAACAAGAAGAGGAUCGCGCUGAAGACGGAUCCAAAGGGGUACUGGCGGCCACAAGCUUGCUUUUGGUGCAAGACAAAGACGGAGCCUUCGGAGGUUGGGGCUGUGGUCAAGGUAACGGAUGCCAAGGGAGAAGAGUGGUUUCUGGAGGAUCCGAACUCUUAUUUGGCUUUUCUUUUUGAUGAUGAUGAGGAGGAGAUGGGAAAGGAAACAGCGGGUUUCUUGGAUGAUGUGGGUGAGUUGAUGACUGGAGUUGGAUGAGCGGUGACACCACUCUACACGGGAGUUCUGGUUUGCGCU
This is a messenger RNA of Parathielavia appendiculata, 1188 nucleotides long. RefSeq lists its product as uncharacterized. The record is from RefSeq and is a predicted model, not a curated record. The coding region runs from base 369 to 1070 and encodes 233 amino acids. NCBI's taxonomy places the organism in Eukaryota, Fungi, Ascomycota, Sordariomycetes, Sordariales, Chaetomiaceae. The transcript has a single exon.